CCAGCGGAACCGGGAGGAUCCCCCCCUCCCCCGGUACGCACCCCUCCCCCUCGCCUGCUGGAUCCCCCCCAUCCCCGAGGAACUUUCAGCCCGGAGUAUAAGCGCGUUAAGGACCGAGGAGCGGACCGGACCGGCUGGCGACCGAACCUACACUUUGAAGCCCAGAAGGAGAUGAUGAAAUCGGCAGAGGAGGAUGCGUAUGGCUACACCCCCAAUGUCAGCCUUUCCCUGCCCCUGGGCAACCCUUGCUUGCCCCCCCAGUACCUGAGCCUCCAGUCCAGCCCAAUCAUCUCGGUCUCGGAGCCUCACGACUUUGAGGGCCACGACGACAUGAGCGUGGCCGCCGCUUACUACUCCUCCGGCGCCCGUCCGAACGGCGCCCCAACCCUGGAGAGUCCUCGCAUCGAGAUCACGGCCUACGGCCAGUUCCCCGAGGACCAGGUGGAGGAGGACAGAAGUCCCGUCACCAAGCGGGUCAACUCCAUCGUGACGCUGACCCUCCCCAACGCCGACGGCUACCGGGACCCCAGCUGCUUGAGUCCGGCCAGCAGUGUCUCGUCUCGCAGCUGCCACUCGGAGGCGUCGUCGUACGAGUCGGGCUUCUCGUACAACUGCGACAACUCGCCGCAGAACUCCCCCUGGCAGUCCCCCUCGGUGUCCCCAAAGGGCUCCACCCUGGCCCUUCCGGGUGACAGCUACGGUCCCGCCGGCUCGCCGCGACUCUCCCCUUCGACGUCUCCUCGCACCAGUCUGACGGAUGACGCCUUCAUCGGCCGCGGAGGCUCCAGGCCCAACUCCCCUUGUGGUGCGAAGAGGAAGUACAGCUUCAACAAGCACUACCAGCUGUCCCCCAACGCCUCCCCGGGGGUGUCCCCGCAGACCUCGCCCCGGCUCAGCGUCACCGAGGAGACGUGGCUGCCGAACACCAACCAGUACACCAAUUCGGCCAUCUUGGCGGCCAUCAAUGCCCUGAGCACGGACGGAGGGCCUGACCUGGGGGAGGGGAUACCCGUAAAGGCCCGCAGGACCAGCCUGGACCACAGCCCCACCGUCAGCCUCAAACUGGAAUCUCACUGCCUCGUUGCCGACGAUCACACCUCCAACCGCCUGAAGAAGGAGGCCUGUUGCGCGGGGUUCCUGGACGUCCCCCACCACCAGUACCCCUGGUCCAAGCCCAAGCAGUAUGUCAGCCCGUCCGUGCCGGCCCUCGACUGGCAGCUUCCGUCCAGCUCGGGACCCUACAGCCUGAAGAUCGAGGUGCAGCCCAAGUCCCACCACCGAGCCCACUACGAGACCGAGGGCAGCCGGGGGGCGGUGAAGGCUCUGGCGGGAGGACACCCCGUCGUCCAGGUGGGCCGCUUUGACUCUCUCUCAGCAACAUAG
Nerophis ophidion (straightnose pipefish) is the source of this 1383-nucleotide messenger RNA. Its product is annotated as nuclear factor of activated T-cells, cytoplasmic 1-like. Gene Ontology annotation, molecular function: RNA polymerase II cis-regulatory region sequence-specific DNA binding; transcription factor binding; DNA-binding transcription factor activity, RNA polymerase II-specific. Gene Ontology annotation, cellular component: transcription regulator complex. Lineage: Eukaryota; Metazoa; Chordata; Actinopteri; Syngnathiformes; Syngnathidae. Bases 172 to 1383 code for a protein of 403 amino acids. The transcript is spliced from 3 exons. The record is from RefSeq and is a predicted model, not a curated record. Gene Ontology annotation, biological process: calcineurin-NFAT signaling cascade; regulation of transcription by RNA polymerase II; cytokine production.